Messenger RNA from Nicrophorus vespilloides, 1868 nucleotides. It is a transcript of the gene CCT1, whose product is annotated as T-complex protein 1 subunit alpha. Gene Ontology annotation, cellular component: chaperonin-containing T-complex. Gene Ontology annotation, biological process: protein folding. Lineage: Eukaryota; Metazoa; Arthropoda; Insecta; Coleoptera; Silphidae. The record is from RefSeq and is a predicted model, not a curated record. The transcript is spliced from 3 exons. Bases 105 to 1775 code for a protein of 556 amino acids. Gene Ontology annotation, molecular function: ATP-dependent protein folding chaperone; ATP hydrolysis activity; ATP binding.
CGUAAACUGUCGGUCACAUUUUGUGUGGGUUGUUUGCCGGAGAGCAGUUCUAUAUCGAGUGGAAAUAUUUGUUUUUUAAGAAAUACACCCAAAGAUUCUUCAGGAUGUCGAUGUUAGCUUCCGCCCUAUCCGUCGCGGGUACCAGAACCUCAGGGGCCCCCGUCCGCACCCAGAACGUCAUGGCUGCCUGCUCCAUUGCAAACAUUGUAAAGACCUCAUUGGGACCAGUUGGACUUGACAAAAUGUUAGUUGAUGACAUCGGUGAUGUGACUAUCACCAAUGAUGGAGCCACUAUUUUGAGGCUGUUGGAAGUUGAACAUCCUGCUGCUAGGGUCUUGGUGGAGUUGGCUCAGUUGCAAGAUGAGGAAGUUGGUGAUGGCACAACCUCAGUAGUCAUUAUUGCUGCUGAAUUGUUGAAAAAUGCUGAUGAAUUAGUCAAACAAAAGAUUCAUCCCACAUCCAUUAUCAGUGGAUACAGGUUGGCGUGUAAGGAAGCUUGCAGGUAUAUCCAGGACAAUUUGACCAUCCCCGUUGAUGUUUUGGACAAAGAGAGCAUCAUCAACGUCGCUAAGACUUCCAUGAGCUCGAAGAUCAUCGGCGCCGAUGCCGAGCUCUUCUCCCAGAUCGUAGUUGAUGCCGCCUACGCGGUGAAGAUCACAGAUGUUAGAGGCAACGCCCUUUAUCCGAUCAAGGCCGUGAAUGUGCUGAAGGCGCACGGAAAGAGCGCCAGGGAGAGUGUGUUGGUCCAAGGUUACGCAUUGAACUGCACGGUCGCUAGCCAGGCCAUGCCCAAGAAGAUCACCAACGCCAAGAUCGCCUGCCUUGACUUCUCCCUUCAAAAGGUUAAGAUGAAGAUGGGUGUGCAGGUUCUGAUUGAAGAUCCCGACAAACUUGAGGGCAUCAGAAGUCGCGAAUUGGACAUCACCAAGGAGCGCAUCAAUAAGAUCUUGAGCACCGGAGUGAACGUUAUUCUGUGCACCGGUGGAAUCGACGAUUUGUGCUUGAAGUACUUCGUCGAAGCCGGCGCGAUGGGCGUUAGGAGGGUGACCAAGAAUGACUUGAAGAGGAUCGCCAAGGCCACCGGAGCGGCUUACGUGACUUCUUUGACAAAUAUGGAUGGUGAGGAGAGCUUUGACGCUUCGAUGGUCGGUGAAGCCGCCGAGGUUGUCCAAGAGAGGAUCUCAGACGAUGAGCUUAUUUUGAUCAAGGGACCAAAGGCUCGCACUGCCGCUUCUAUGAUCCUGCGCGGCCCCAACGACUUCUACUGUGAUGAAAUGGAACGUUCCGUGCACGACGCCCUCUGCGUCGUCAAACGUGUGCUCGAAUCUAAGAGUCUCGUCGCUGGCGGCGGCUCCGUCGAAGCAGCUCUUUCCAUCUAUUUGGAGAACUUCGCAACCACCCUCAGUUCCAGGGAGCAACUGGCCAUCGCAGAGUUCGCAAAGAGUUUGUUGGUCAUUCCAAAGACCUUGGCCGUUAACGCCGCCCAAGACGCCACCGAUUUGGUGGCUAAGCUGAGGGCUUACCAGAACUCCAGCCAGACCAAAGUCGAUCAUGCCCAUUUGAAGCACGUCGGUCUUGAUCUGAUCGAGGGUGUCGUUAGGGACAACAAGAAGGCCGGCGUUUUGGAGCCAACCAUGUCCAAGAUCAAGUCCCUCAAGUUCGCCACUGAAGCUGCGAUUACCAUUUUGAGGAUUGAUGAUAUGAUUAAGUUGGACCCAGAGCAGAAGGAAGGCGGCAGGGGAUACAAGGAGGCAAUGGAUGCCGGUGACUUGUAAGCUUUGUAAUACACGAAAUAGCACCAACUCAUUCUUUAUUUAUCAUCGCAUUUAAUCUUAUAUUUGCAUCAUUUUUCUUUUUAAUAUAAUUAA